AGGCGCGGGCCCGCCCCGGAGCCUCGGCUUCGCUCGGCGGAAUGCUGCUGUCGGUGCCGCCGCGCGCGGGGCUCCCCCCGUUCACAUACAACAAGAGCGGAAAGAAGCAGCCCUAUGUGGCACCGGCACAGCCGCUGGGCCCCCCCAGCCCCAGCCCCGCGGGGGGGGGCACAGACCAGCUCAGCAAAACCAACCUCUACAUCCGGGGGCUGCCCCCGGGCACCACAGACCAGGACCUGGUGAAGCUGUGCCAGCCCUAUGGGAAGAUCGUCUCCACCAAAGCCAUCCUGGACAAGACAACCAACAAGUGCAAAGGCUAUGGUUUCGUCGACUUCGACAGCCCCACUGCGGCACAGAAGGCAGUGACAGCGCUCAAGGCCAGCGGGGUGCAGGCGCAGAUGGCCAAGCAACAGGAGCAGGAUCCCACCAACCUGUACAUCUCGAACCUGCCGCUGGGGGUGGACGAGCAGGAGCUGGAGGCUCUGCUGAAACCCUUCGGUCAGGUCGUGUCCACCCGGAUCCUGCGGGACCCGCAUGGGGCCAGCCGCGGAGUGGGGUUCGCACGGAUGGAGUCCACGGAGAAGUGCGAGGCUGUCAUCACCCACUUCAAUGGGAAGUACAUCAAGACCCCCCCCGGGGUGCCAGCCCCCCCGGACCCACUGCUCUGCAAGUUCGCGGAUGGAGGCCAGAAGAAGAGGCAGAGCCAGAGCAAGUUCGUGCCCAACGGGAGAGCCUGGGCCCGGGAUGGUGAUGCGGGCACAGUGACCUUGGCCUAUGACCCCGCUACAGCGCUGCAGAACGGGUUCUACCCUGCCCCCUAUGGCCUGGCCCCCAGCCGGAUGAUCGCCCCCACGGCGCUCGCCCCAUACCUGCCCUCCCCUGUGUCUUCCUACCAGGUCCAUGGUCCCGCCUGGAUGCACCCCUCGUACCUGGUGCAGCCCACGGGCGCGGUGCUGGCCCCCGCUGUGGACCACGCUGUCCCCCUCCAGCCCUCGGUGGUGGCCCCCCUGGCCCAGCAGCUCGGGCACCUCUCACUGGGCAGCGCCGGCACGUACGUACCGGCCGCCGUCCCCGGAGCCUUCAUCCCACCGUACCCACCGGUGCCGCCUGCCCUCCCGCUGGAGGACGGCAGCGCUGCCCCGACCCACGGCCCCAUCGAGUCACCGUCCGAGCCUGGCGCCUUCCCCUACCCCUACCCCAAGUAA
Molecule: messenger RNA, 1205 nt
Organism: Melopsittacus undulatus (budgerigar)
Lineage: Eukaryota; Metazoa; Chordata; Aves; Psittaciformes; Psittaculidae
Gene: RBMS2
Product: RNA binding motif single stranded interacting protein 2
Exons: 13
Coding region: 42-1205 (387 amino acids)
Cellular component (GO): cytoplasm; nucleus; ribonucleoprotein complex
Molecular function (GO): mRNA binding
Source: RefSeq, a predicted model, not a curated record